CAAUCUGCUGUGCACAGAAAUUUCAUCAAGCGGUGCACAGCAAUAUUAUAUUUUUUAUAUGUGCUGCGUCAAAUGAAAGUGGCCCUAGGGAUACGCAGCAGCCUAGGUCCCAUAAGAAAUACUCGUGUUUGUGUGAGGUGCACAGCAAAUUCUGCUUAUUCGCAGUAACUCUCUCUCUAGCAACUUGAAUGAGGUGACAGCAAGUGACAAUUUGUGAAAAUAUUUCUAUGUGGUUUCAAUAAAUGUCAAUUUUUUCAUAUGUGAUUUGACAUAUGAAAGAUAUCUGUAUGCUUCUCGCACAACAAAAUACGACUUGUAUUCCAAAUUUUUACAUUUUUGAAAUGUCAAAAUGACAACAUGGGCAAAGUAAUAGAAACUGUGACCGAUUCAAUAGCCAUUGAAAUCCUGGAUAAUUUUACCAUAUUAACCAGUAAAGGCAACGAAUUACAUUUGUAUAGAAGGAAUCCCAAACAAGAAAACGUGUUUGAGACAGAAGUGCUGGACAUAAAACUUACAAAUAAAGUGCAUUGCAUAAGGAAGUCCACACAGCCUGAUGUUAAACUGUUAUUAGUUUAUGGUGAAAAGGAGUUUGCUUUACUGGAAUAUAGUGAAAACUAUGAAUUCAGAGAAUUUUAUAGGGCAGAAUUAAGUGAUUGGAUUAGUUGUGGUUUGUUUGUGAAUGCAGACCAAGAAGAAAUUGUGCUGCUAACAGCUCAUAGCAUAAUAUUGAGAUUUUCUUUAAAUGUUAAAGAAAACAAAUGCGAACUUAAGGAGCGGGUCUCUUGCACCGACAAGUCAACAUUAUAUUGUGCACAUUUAUAUGGCAAAAAUUGGGAUGAAUUGGUGGUAUUUGCUGGUAAUGCUUUUGGAGAGCUGCUUAUCUGGCAACCUAAACAGAAUGAGGAAAAUAAGGAAGAGCCUUUAAAACCUAAAGCAGCACCUUUAUUACACCGUAUUUCGGCCCAUAAUGGUGUUAUAUUUUCAAUUGAUUAUGACCAGUCUUCGCAAUGUCUUAUAACCACCAGCGAUGAUCGUGCCAUAAAAUGGUGGAAAGUUGAAUUUUCUUCUGAAGGCAACUGGACUGAUGCGAAGCUGCGAGCUUUAUCAAGUGGUUAUGGUCAUGUGGCUAGAGUUUUUCAAGGACGUAUUAUAAAAAAUGGUCCCAAUAUUUAUGCUCUCAGUGUGGGGGAGGAUUCGUACUUUUGUCUAUGGCAUAAAAAUGGACAACUUCUGUUUAAAAGACGCCAGCAAUAUGGAGCCACAAUUUGGAAUUUUGUCUACGACAAUAAUACUAAAACCAUUUACACCAUUGGCUCUAUAGGAAAUUUAGUGGCUUUUGGUUUAAGCCGAGUGCUGCAAGAAACUCAACUACCCCAAAAGGAAACUCUUUUACCAGCACUAACAGAGGGAGCUGCUACGGAAUAUAUAGCAAAAAUAAAAUUUCUAAAUGCUAAACAUUUAAUAGGAGUAACAAAUCAAAAUAAUUUAAUGACCUCCAUACAUAAGGGAGAGGAAUGGCUUAAUUGGGAAAAAGUGCCAAUAACAGUAAAUUUUAAAUGUACGGUAAUGGAAGUAUUUGAAAAUCGUAUAGCUAUAUGUGGCUACAAACGUUUGAUUAUCUUAGAAUGUCAAGAGAACAGUGGAGAGUUUAUACUAUUACAUGAUGAGGAGUUGCUUAAGAGUGUAAUAAGAAGUUUUGUGUUCUUUAGCAAACAGCAAUAUUUAUUAUGUGAUGAUCAAGGCAAUUGUUUAAUAUUUGAAGACUCGCUAAAUAAUAAACAAACUUUGGAAUUGCCCAAAUGCAAGGAACCUUGGCUGACAACGGCUGUAAAACUGCAGCAGCAACAAUAUAUAGUAAUAAGCAAUAGACAAGGCAAUUUGCUGCUGUAUCAGCUUCUACAAGAAACCAAUAAUUACGAUUUAAAACAAAUCAUAAAACACCCUCAUGGCAAUUUAGGAGCCACUAAUCUACACUGUCUGCAAGAAACCUUGAACUCGGCCUUAAUACGCUCUACUGGCCAUGAUGGUGCUCUAAAUAUCUUCUCAAUUGACUUAAUUAAUGCCACAAUGCAAACUUGCUCACGCCAAAUUAUACCCGUUUCCUGGGUUGAAUAUAUUGAAAAGUGCUAUAAUGAUUUGGAUUUAUAUCUAGGAUUUAAUGACAAUCAUUUUGUGGCUUGGUGUAAAGAAUUUGAUUUUCUGCUGCAGUUGCCCUGCGGUGGUGGUCACAGAUGUUGGCAUUUUAUGAUAAAUUCCAAGGACUUUAAAAUUUCUCUAGCAUUUAUCAAAAAUAAAAGAGUACGUUUUUACGAAAUGCCUUUAUUAAACAAAGAGUUAACCACUUUACCUUUGGCUAAACGUUGGCAUAUAGCACCCUGCAAUAUAAUGGAAAUAUUACCCAAAACUUCCCAUUCAUCGCAAAUAGUAGUAACAGCGGGAGAUGAUAAUCUGUUAAAAGUUCAUACCUUCAACCCAUUAAAUGGUCUUAAGGAGAGCAAAGAAUUACAUAAUCAUAUAUCGAAUAUAAGAGCCCUUAAACUUUUACCUUUAAAUGACAAUGAAUUCUUAAUAUUUUCUGGAGGCGGUCGGGCCCAACUUUGUGUUUCGAAAGUAAACUGUAGUAGUUACCACAUAAACGAAUUGAUUAAUUAUACUUUAAAACCGGAUAGCAGCAAUAAAACCAAUGAUAAAGAAUAUAAUUUUGAUCCCGAGACUCGUUUAAUGGCUUUGGACGUUAAAUCUGUAAAUAAGGAGGAAUAUGAAAUUUAUGUGGGUUGUUCCGAUGGUUUUAUAAGACAUUUAAAACUUAAUUUAAAAACCAUGGAAACCCAGUUGCAAACACAGUACUUCUAUGGCAAAUGCAUUCUACAAUUGAAAUAUUUAGCUGAUUUAGAUUUAAUUAUAGUGGCCGCCACUGAUGGCCUUUUAAAGUUCUAUGAUAGUAAAAUUUCGAAAUGUUGUCAUCAGUUGCAGCAUCACUCUAGUGGCAUAAAUGGUCUCGCCGUUUUAUAUAAUUCCUCAAAUAAUUGUUUAAAAAUUUUAAGUGGUGGUGAUGAUCAAGCUGUUUCUUAUACGGAAUUGUCAGUCAAAAAUUUGGACUUUGUGAUAUUAAAUGAAUUCCAUAAACCUUAUUUACAUACCGCUCAAGUCUGCGCUAGUGCCUUGAGUUCCUGUGGUCUAUAUGGGUUUACCAGCGGUGUGGAUCAGAUGCUGCAUAAACUUGAUUUGAAAACAGGUGAAGUUGUGGAUAGUUUUUACUCAUGUGUGGCCGAUAUUAAAGGUGUAGCUUUAGCCGAUUCCGAUGUUUGUUUGCUAUAUGGCUGUGGUUUGCAAAUUUAUGCAUUUAAUUGUUAAUAUUUGUAAUAUAAAAUGUUAGUUUUUAAUAAAUUGGAAAAAAAUUAAUAAAAUGAUCAUAUUAUUAAUAAACUUAACAAUUAAUUAAUAAAAUGAACAAGUUUUUAAUUAAAAG
This is a messenger RNA of Lucilia sericata (common green bottle fly), 3469 nucleotides long. RefSeq names its product WD repeat-containing protein 6. Bases 358 to 3354 code for a protein of 998 amino acids. Gene Ontology annotation, cellular component: cytoplasm. The transcript is spliced from 3 exons. Gene Ontology annotation, biological process: tRNA methylation. Lineage: Eukaryota; Metazoa; Arthropoda; Insecta; Diptera; Calliphoridae. The record is from RefSeq and is a predicted model, not a curated record. Gene Ontology annotation, molecular function: protein binding.